AUGGAUUAUCCUAACCUUCCAAAUCUCCAACUUGAUCCUGGCUCGGACAGCAUGACAGACACAGAAUUGGAAACAUUCCCGAUUCUUACCUCCUAUCUCUCAGCAACAUCACAACCUACGGCGUCAGAAGCCGCAAAGCAAAUCAAUAGCCUUUUCCCGUCCCACCGAGGAAAUGGUGAGGCAAAUAAAUCACCUGAAGGUUUCCUUGCCGCCUUCUGGGACCUCAUGUUCCGCGUCGCUAUCCAGCUUGACUACCAGACUCAGUCAAUGCACAAGUUUGUUUCCCUGAUAAAAGCUCUUCGUGACUUGCCAAAUACUACGGCCUUGAAGGAUGGCCGAAGGUUGUGGCAGGACUUGCCGGACUUGGCACUUUUCCUUACUGAAAGAUGGCAUCAAGCGGACAUUCUAAGCCAUAACACUCUGCCCGAAACUGAUCGGCGCUGGAAGAAUUUGAAUGGUCUGGUUGCGUAUCUCACUAAUGAACGUCUAUAUGGGGGUCUAUAUCGCGCAUUGGAAAGCAUUGGGAUGGGUAUUGAAAACAGCGGCGGGAAGGAAGCUCAAAGGAUUGUCGAGUGCUUUGCACCAGCGGCGGCUGUUUGGUUCAAUCUUUCAUCACCGCAGAUCUACCAUGCGUGCAAAGAGAAUGCUCUUGACGAUUCACGUAGCCGGGGAAAGCUGUGGAAAGGAAAACCAGGUUACAGUUUGGAGCGUUGGGGCUUUUGGCGAUCGAGACUUGUCCAGUUGCGAAACAGCCCUUUGACGAGUGAUGAGCUAAGGGGGGAUUACUUAGCAGCUGAGGCUUCUAUGGACAGAGUGACAGAGUAG
Ilyonectria robusta is the source of this 825-nucleotide messenger RNA. RefSeq lists its product as uncharacterized. The transcript has 2 exons. Bases 1 to 825 code for a protein of 274 amino acids. The record is from RefSeq and is a predicted model, not a curated record. Lineage: Eukaryota; Fungi; Ascomycota; Sordariomycetes; Hypocreales; Nectriaceae.